Molecule: messenger RNA, 1358 nt
Organism: Drosophila rhopaloa
Lineage: Eukaryota; Metazoa; Arthropoda; Insecta; Diptera; Drosophilidae
Exons: 5
Coding region: 104-1255 (383 amino acids)
Source: RefSeq, a predicted model, not a curated record
UUACUUUCUAACACAUUGCCCUGUUUACAGCAUUAUCGGUCUCACUAAUUUUUAGAUAUACAUACACAUAACUACACUAGAUACAGCUCGGGCCAGCGUGUGGAUGUCGAGGGUCACCAGGAUUAGCGCUCCCAAGUCGAUCCUCAGUACCGACCAACGCGAUUCGGCCGCCCUGACGACCCAGAUGUUCAAGGUGCGCUUUGCCAACCUGAUAUCCGACUUCCGGAACGUGUGCAUCAUCUAUCAGCUGCUGCAGCUGCAGGAGAUCCUCAAUGUGAUGCGGGAGUAUCCGCCGGCCGGCACCAAUCCCAAUGACACCAUCUUCGGUUGGUCCUACAAACAGAAUCUAAAGCGGUUCGAACAGCAAACGAACACCGUCUAUGUGGACAUUCUGGAGAAGAACAAGUCGGAGGCCACGCUCGACGACCUCAAGUUCUAUGUGGAUCUUGGGGAACUAAUCGGUCUGGUGCAGGCCCUUCUGGACGAUGUCGUCCACGAUAGAGAUCUCUGCGCCUCGCGUGGCUUCAUGGAACUCCUCAAAGAUACCCAGGUGGACAUAGACAAGCUGAUUGCCGUGCCCUACGAGACAAUAAUGGCCGAACACGACUCUUUAGUUGAGGAGGAUGCAAAGAAGAACCGGGUUGGAAAAUUCCACAAUCCUAAAUUGGUGGCCAAACAGCAUGCCCUUAACAAGGAGCGAUUCCAGAUCGAUUAUAUGAGUCCCAUAGAAACCCGAUACAAAGUGAAUUGGACACACGAUAAUGUGGAGCAGGGACAAUAUAUUGAUUUCCUUCGCUGCAAGGUACUUUCCGAUGAGUUGGACAAAAUUGAGGAGCUCACCCGCAAGGAUUCGCAUGUGUGGAGAAGCUGCCAUUUGGAGUAUGUGACUCUGAUCGAGCAGUACAAGAAUCGCAUUAAUUCGGUCCAGAAGGCCUACGACGACGAUAUGGAAACAGCCGAGAACAUGCUACAGGCCACCAUCAACAAGGUGAGCAAGUGCAAGGAGGACCUAAGAUCGUACAAGGAAAGAGUGGAGAUUUUCCACCAGAAAAUUCAAGAAGUGCGGGAUAAGAUGGCAAAGGAAGCGGAAAAAGAACGUGCCCGUUUGUCAGCGGCUCGAGUUUCAAAGAGAUUGUCCAGGAUAUUGGCUAAACAAAAGGAAGAGAAAAAGGCUGCCGCCAAACAGGCCAAGUUAGAAAAACGGCUGGCAAGGCGAAAUAAAAGUGAAGUCGUCGUUUCACCUCCAACAAAUUAAAGAUCGUAUAGCUUAACUUUAAAAUUACAAUAAUGUUUAUACGAGACAAUUUGGUUUAAUAACUUUUUGCCUACAAUAAAAUUUAUUAAUUCCAGAAACUAAA